Messenger RNA from Poeciliopsis prolifica (blackstripe livebearer), 1531 nucleotides. RefSeq names its product LIM/homeobox protein Awh-like. Gene Ontology annotation, cellular component: nucleus. Lineage: Eukaryota; Metazoa; Chordata; Actinopteri; Cyprinodontiformes; Poeciliidae. The record is from RefSeq and is a predicted model, not a curated record. The transcript is spliced from 7 exons. The coding region runs from base 52 to 1278 and encodes 408 amino acids. Gene Ontology annotation, biological process: regulation of transcription by RNA polymerase II; neuron differentiation. Gene Ontology annotation, molecular function: DNA-binding transcription factor activity, RNA polymerase II-specific; RNA polymerase II transcription regulatory region sequence-specific DNA binding.
CUGGAAAGCUGGAUCUAAUACUUUUUGUUUCUCCUUGGAGAAACGUUUUUCAUGAUUAGUACUGAGGGCACACACAGUGGGAACCAAAUAAUAAUCAAAUCAAUAGACAAAGAAUUCUUAAUCAUGAUGUCUCCAGACGACCAAGCCCUCGAGGACCUUUUGUAUGGCAGCGACCUCGCUGACAAGCCGGAGGUGGUACAGCUGGCCGGUGGCCCAACAGCAGCGGGGGCGGAAACUGCUUCAGAAAAUGUUCCAUCAAGUGUGUCCAUUCCAGAGCCAAUCAUAUGUGCCGGAUGUGGCGAGCAGGUAUGUGAUCGCUUCUUCCUAUUGGCUGCGGAGAGGGUAUGGCACAGCAUCUGCCUCCGUUGCAGCCAGUGCCACUGUGAGCUACAAACUCACCCUUCCCUCUUCUGGAGAGAUGGAAACAUUUACUGCCAGCAGGACUACAGCAGAACUUUUGGAGGCGGCCAAUGUGCUCGCUGCCUCCAGCCAAUCCCACCCACUGAUUUGGUCAUGAGGUCUGGUGAGAUGACCUUUCAUCCCCACUGUUUUUCCUGCCAGGAAUGUGAUGUAAAAUUAUUGCCAGGGAACCUCUACUGCAUGCAGGGCCCAAACCUGUAUUGUGAGUCACAUUAUAAUGGUGAUGGAGGCAAUCUGCCACUGCAAGACCCAUCACAAUCACAUCUAAAAGAAGAGACGAGUCAAAGCCAGGUGUCCGGUGAAGGGGAAGAGUCUGUCAGCAGUCCAGAGCCACGAGUGGACGACAGAGAGGUGGGUGGGCGGACGCACAGACGGACCAAGCGAAUCAGGACAUGUUUCCGCAGCGAGCAGCUCAGAGCACUUGAGUCAUACUUUGCCCAGAAGCACAACCCUGACGGCAAAGACUGGACUUGCCUCGCUCAUAAGACUGGUCUGCCUAAGAGAGUCCUGCAGGUGUGGUUUCAGAACGCUCGGGCCAAGCUGAGACGUUCCCUCAACUCUGAAGACUCCCAGGCCAACUCCCCUUCCGCUCCCCCUGGAGCUGUUGCCCUGGCUACCACCCCCUCAUCACUUUCCUGCUCUUCACUAGACCAAUCGCAGACUUUCCCCGCCAGCACCAUCGACCAGCUGCAGCUGUCCUUGCUCACUGGUUCAGCCGUUGAAUCCUCUGUAAGCUCAAACCUCAAUCAGUCAUGCCAGAUGUUGCAAAGCCCCAACAUUUUUCUGGACUACGAUCCCCAGAGUGCAUUUGGCUGCAUCCCUUCUCUCGAGCCCCUUCGGGAGUUUGAGGUGGAAUAAGGAAGAGAAGAGAGAGAAAUUGAUGCUGAGACUUUUGGACCAAAUUACAGUUAACUGAUGAUUCUCCAGUGACAGUUUUUUUCCCCCAGUUCUAAAUGACAGCUAGAGAAAUAACUUCAGCCUCAACUUAAUGUGGACAAAGUGGAGUUGAUAUUUAAUAAGUGGUUCAGCUCAAAAACGGUUUUGAUUGCUUUGCGAUUGCUAGAUAUUAGUAUAGUUCAGUUAACUGUGUGAAUAAACUGCUGUUUCAUUA